Messenger RNA from Jatropha curcas, 2721 nucleotides. The record is from RefSeq and is a predicted model, not a curated record. NCBI's taxonomy places the organism in Eukaryota, Viridiplantae, Streptophyta, Magnoliopsida, Malpighiales, Euphorbiaceae.
UAAAUUUCCUUGAAGGCAAGCAAGCAAGGACCUUGGUCUUUUAGUCAAAACUGUUACUCUCUCUGGUACAGUGUAACAGAUAAGAUGAUCAAAGGCAAUGGAUGGAUGAUAUUUCUCUCCCUUGUGGUAUUAGCUAAUCGAAGCAAAAAAUUGUUGCUCGUGGAAGUGAAACUCUGUAUUUAUUUCCAAUGAAAACAGUGUCGCAUAAGAUAUUUUAACUAUCCAUUAUGGCAUCUUCUUCCACUGGUCGUAAACGGAAGUAUGAUGUGUUUCUUAGCUUCAGAGGUGAGGAUACUCGUGAUAAUUUUACUAGUCAUCUCUAUGAUGCUUUGUGUCGUAAAAAAGUCAAGACCUUCAUAGACAAAAAGUCAAGACCUCAUCAGACAGAGCUCGCUGACCUUCAAGAAGAAAUAACUCCAGCCCUUUUGAGAACGAUUGAAGAAUCGAUGAUUUCUGUAAUCAUUUUCUCCAAAAACUAUGCAUCUUCUCCAUGGUGCUUGGAUGAAAUGUCCAAAAUUAUUGAAUGCAAGGAUACUUAUGGACAGAUAGUUUUGCCAGUUUUCUAUCAUAUAGAUCCAUCUCUUUUACAAGAACAAAGCGGGAGUUUUGCGGAUGCAUUUACUCAUGUUGAUGAGAACUUUAAGGAGAAAAUGGAAAAAGUGCCAAGGUGGAGGGUCGACUUGAUGAAAGCGGCUAGUAUAUCUGGAUGGGAUUCUCAGGUGAUUAGACCUGAGGCCAAGCUUGUGAAUGAUAUUAUGAAACAUAUUUUGAGGAAGUUGAAUCAUGCAUCCUUUAGAGAUUCAAAAGGCCUGGUUGGGAUAGACUCUCACAUUGAACAAAUUAGAAAGUUGUUGUGCUUUGGGUCACCAGAUGUUCCGAUUGUUGGAAUUUGGGGUAUGGGUGGGAUAGGUAAGACGACUAUUGCUGAAGCAAUUUUCUAUAGCGCUUCAAGUGAAUAUGAAGGUUGCUGCUUUCUCAAAAAUAUUAAGGAAGAGUCAAAAAGAUGUGGGCUAGAUUUUUUAAAACAAAAACUAUUAUUUGAAACAUUAGAGGAAGAAAAUCUACAUACUCUAAGUCCCAACAUGGGGUCCAUUUCCAAUGAGGACAGGCUCCAAUGCACAAAGGUUUUUCUUCUUCUUGAUGAUGUGGAUGAUGUAGAUCAAUUAGACGCCCUAAUUAGAAGAUCGAAUCUUGGUUUGGGAAGUAGAGUUAUUGUGACAUCUAGAGAUAGGCAGCUUCUUAAGAAUAUAGUUGAUGACGUAUAUGAAGUUGAGGGAUUAAAUGAUGAUGAAGCUCUUCAAUUGUUCAGUUUGUAUGCUUUUAAGAAAAACUAUCCCCCGAAAGAUAGGUUAGACUUAUCAAAUAAGGUAGUGAAUUAUGCUCAGGGAAACCCAUUGGCGCUUAAAGUUUUGGGUUUUGACAAGAAGAAACGAGAUUGGGAAAGUGCCUGAAUAAACUGUGGUAAGAGGUCCACACGUCUCAUCUGUAAUGUAAUUAAGAAUAAUCUUUUGACAUGCUAGAUGAUUGAAGACGAGAAAGUUUAUUUUCUUGAUUUGCUUGCUUUUUUUAAGGGGGCAAGCAAUUGAUCUUUCAGUAAAAAAAUUGAUUUCGUUAAGAGAAUCCUUGAUGGUUGUGGUUUCUCAGCUGAUAUUGGAAUCAGUGUUCUAGUUGAUAGAUGCCUCAUUACUGUCCUUGAAAACAAACUAGGGAUACAUGACUUGUUGCUUGAAAUGGCUCAUGAAAUUGUUCGGCAGGAAUCUGUUGCCAAGCUGGGCAAGCGCUGUAGACUGUGGAAUCCUAUUGAUAUCCUUCAAGUGUUGACCAAAAAUCUGGGAACUGAAAAAGUUGAAGGGAUAUUUUUGGAUGCAUCAACAAUUGGAGAAGUGUACUUGAGUUCUAGAGCUUUUGUGAACAUGAAUAAUCUCAGACUACUUGAAGUUUACAAUGCUAGAGUUGGAAAUAACAGUAAAUUGCACCUUCAUAAUGACCUUGGGUUUCUUUCUGAUGAGUUAAGGUAUCUCCACUGGGAUGGAUACCGAUUAAGCUCUAUGCCAUCUAAUUUUCAAGCAGAGAAACUUGUUGAACUGAACCUGGCAUACAUCAAUGUUAAACAACUGUGGACAGGAGUUCAGAAUCUUGUGAGCUUGAAAGACAUCAAUCUCAGCAAUUCUGAGCACUUGACUACUUUCCCAGACCUAUCACAGGCCAAGAAUCUUGAAAGAAUUAAUAUUGAAAACUAUCGUAGCUUGAUAGAAGUGUCGUCACCCAUUCAGUUUUUAGACAAUGUUGUUGAUUUAAAUAUGAAAUGCUGCGGAAGCCUUAUGCAUCUCCCAAUUGGCACUAAAAUGAGAUCUCUCAAGACAAUCAACCGUUCUGGUUGCUUCUGUUCUUAUUUUGGUGGUUGGUAUGGUAAAGGAACUCUCGUUAUGUUGAGUAAUUCCCUUGGUGCUGUGAUGCUAAGUGCUUUCAGCGUAGCUUUCUUAUUUCUCAUGAAUUGUUUUUUGUUUGAAAGCUCUAGAAUAUUUGAAUGUUGAAUGAAUUUGUGGAAGAGCUUAAAUUUAGCCACAAACAAAGAGACAAACUUCAUUAAAUCAUGAGAAGUUAGUAUUGACUUCUUUGUGGAAAGCUAGUAUCAUGUUGCUAUAUAAAGCAACCCUAGUUAAUGAAAGUGUAAGAGAGAAAAACCUGAAAGCUAGAGUUUGAAAGAGAGCUUUAUAAGAA